UAAUAUAUUGCGUAAUAAUGUUUUUAAUCUUAAAGAAACAUGAGCUAUAGCGAAUUAAAAGGAAUGUCAAAACAAUGAAGCUACAUGCUGUAAUCACAAACACCUUGAAGUUAUGUAUUGUAGCUCACCAAAUGCAUAAUUCCUUGCAUAACCUGUGGCAGGUAUGUGUGUUGAAGUGUCCAACAGCAGCUCUAGUUCUACUCACAAGUAGUUGCUAUCUUAUGAAUUAGAAUGGACUUCUGCCACAGUGAUUUGAAGUAAAGCAUUUUAAAAUAUGUAAGGCUGAGAAUUUCCUUACACAUUAAACAAUGUAUGUUCAACAAAUGGGGCCAAACAAAUGAGAAUGAAUGAAGCCAAUAGCCAUGUAUACCAAUAGCCAUUAGAAAGCUCAACAGGUUGGCUUCAAUGCUGUUAUACAGAAGCCAUGUGUAGCCUGUGUGGGCUGCUCUAAGCUUGAGCUCUCUUAUCCUGAUGCUUAGAUAUUUGAAUACAUUGCUCAUGCACUUUUGCAGGGUGACUUCAGAUAGGUGCUUUUGCUUUCACAUUCAGCAGCAGAAUUAGCUGGACAGAGUGAGGAAACGCAGCUAGCUCAGGGUGUGUUUCUGUUACAGUGUUCCACCCAAGAGUCGAACCCAUGCCCCUUCGGUGCUCUGACCACGACAGCACGUGCUGUGCUUGAGCGCCUCCUUGAGCACACUGGAGACAUGAAUUCAAGUGUGUCUGUUAAUGUGUUCUAAUGACCGAGGAGCCCUUGUCAGAGUGUGUGCUUUCCCUUGGCAGUAUCAGCAGAUACUACUGAAUCAGCUGAGGGACCUCACUGGCACCACAGACAUACAGCUCCUGAACCAGGCCCUGCAGUUCAGCAAUGGAGAGCUGGCCAAGGCUGUUGCCUUCCUCACAGCGAGCAACGCCAAAGGCCCCCAGCAUAGCGAGGCCGUGUAUCACGUGACAGCACACUUUGAAAACAACAGUGCCGUCGCUGCGGGCAACCAGGAGGACACAGGUGAUGAAAAGGAUGACCUUCAGAGGGCUAUUGCGCUGAGCCUGGAAGAGUCCAGCAAGGCGGUCAGGGUGACGGGCAUCACCGACGAGGAGCAGGACAUCAGCAGGGUCCUUGAGGUUAGCUUGGCAGAGAGCAAGGCCAGACAAGGGCAAACGCACACAGAGGCAUGGAUGGACUCGCCAAAUCCCCAUGAGAGGAAGCGGCUGGACACCUGUCCAGUUGGGCUGAAGAACGUGGGCAACACUUGCUGGUUCAGUGCAGUCAUCCAGUCUCUGUUCAACCUGCUGGAGUUUCAGAGGCUGGUACUACACUACUGUGCACCAAAACGCAUCGAGGACCUGCCCCAUAAUCACAAGGAGCGGAGGAUCCUGCUAUUCAUGCAGGAGCUGCGGCGUCUCUUCGCCCUGAUGCUCGGGUCCAAGUGGAGCUACGUGGACCCCUCUCGAGCCGUGGACAUUCUGAAAGAUGACUUCCAGUCCAGCGACUCCCAGCAGCAGCAGGACGUGAGCGAGUUUACACACAAGCUGCUGGACUGGCUGGAGGAUGCCUUCCAAAUGAAGGUGGAGGAGGAGAGUGAAGGAGAGAGACAGAGGAACCCAAUGGUGGAGCUGUUCUAUGGACACUAUUUGGCAGAGGGCGUCCUUGAAGGAAAGAAGUUUGAGAACACAGAGAUGUUUGGGCAGUUCCCUCUGCAGGUGAAUGGCUUCAAAGACCUGCACGAGUGUCUGGAGGCAGCCAUGACGGAGCGCGAGAUCGAGGUCUUGCACGCAGGGAACUCGUCAAAGUCUGGGCAGGAGCAUUGGUUCACUGAACUCCCACCCGUGUUGACCUUUGAACUCUCCAGGUUUGAGUUCAAUCAGGCGCUGGGUCGACCGGAGAAGAUCCACAGCAGGCUGGAGUUUCCCUUGGUGCUCUACAUGGACAGGUAUGUGUACAGGAACAGAGAUGUCUCCAGAAUCAAGAGAGAAGAAAUGCGGAGCCUUAGAGAGCACCUGACGUCACUGCAGCAGUGCCUCGAAAGGUAUCUGAGCUAUGGCUCCGGUCCUAAGAGGAUCCCCCUGGCCGAUGUCCUGCAGUAUGCUAUGGAGUUCGCCUCCAGCAAAGCCUCCUGCACCUACCCUGCGGAGGACAGUCACACAGCAACCCCAUCUGGUGGCUCAGCAUCACCACUGCAGGCCACAUCCAGCGAGGCUGAACAUGAUGCGUCCGGUUCUUCAGAGCCCCCCACUGCCAUGGAGACCCAAUUGUGUGUGAGUGUGCACAAGCCUGCCAUGAACCCCGCCCCCCGCCAUGCUACAGAGGAGGAGCUACAAGUACUGCAGGCCUGUCUGCACCGCUGGAGGGGCGAGGUGGAUACCGAUACCCAGGCCCUGCAGGGGAGCGUCUCCCGGAUACUCAGGAUCAUGGAGCUCAUGUAUACGGACAAGACUAUGAUGCAGGUGCCGUAUCGGCUGCAUGCGGUUCUGGUCCAUGAGGGCGAGGCGAGUUCCGGGCACUACUGGGCGUAUGUCUACAGCCUGCAGCACCGUGGCUGGAUCAAAUACAACGACAUCGCCGUCACCGCCUCCUCCUGGGACGAGCUGAUGCAUGACUCCUUUGGAGGCGACCGCAAUGCCAGCGCGUACUGCCUCAUGUACGUCAACGACAAAAAGCCUUUCCUGCUCGAAGAGGAUUGCGAUGAGGAGAGGGGGCAGGUUCAGAGAGGGGUGGACUCACUGCCCCAGGACCUCAGGGAGUACGUGACACAGGACAACCUAAGGUUUGAGAGCGAGCUGGCGGAGUGGGACGCAGCACAUGCCCAGACGUCCCGCCAAGAUGCGCCGUCAGCCUCGCCCCAACCUGGGAGCUCGGAGCCUCACCUCUCCCAGAGCACAGCCCUGCAGCAGGACCCACAACACGUUGAGCAGCGCCCCCUGCUGGAUGACUGCAGGCUCCAGCGAGAAGAGACAGAAAGGGCCAUCUCCCAUGCUGCCGCCCAGCUCCCGGGCAGGAGUGCAGAAGUGCUGCUGUCUGCUGCGAUCAGAGCGGAGUAUGCCCGGCUCGUGCAGCUGGCCCGGGAGAGUACGGCCCCCAAGAGUGACCACCGGCUCAGACACCCCCUCGUCUACUUCGUCAAGAACGAGGCGCCCAAGAGCGUCCUGGAAAGGACUCUGUUCGAGCAGUUCGCUGACCGCAACCUUAGGCUGGACGAUCGAUGUAAGGCGGUGGUGAGAGUGGCGCGUGUCAAGCUAGACCUCCUCAAGACCAAAGAGGCACGUAGAGAGGAGUACGAGAUGUGGCACCGGGACUAUCGGAAAUUCAGACAUAUGACCGUCUUCUUGCUCACAGGCGUAGAGCUGUUCCAGAAGAGGAGCUACGCAGAGGCCCUGGUGUACCUGGUAUUUUCUUCCCAGUACAACAAAGAGCUGCUCUCAAAAGGUCCCCACCGUGGCCACGACCAGAAGAUGCUGGCCCAUUACAGGAGGGUGUGCCUGCUGGAGCUGAAUGACCAGGCGGCCGCCAUGUUCGAGACAGGUGACGCAGGAGAGGUCAGCAAGGCGCUGAACAUCCUCUCUGACCUGGUGGUGCCAUGCCUGCCUCUCCUCCUGUCUGACGAGGCACAAAAGGUUGACGUUGCCGCCGCGGAGGACAUGAGGAACAGAUGGUGUUCCUACCUAGGCCAGGAGAUGGACCCCUCUCUUCAGAAGAAGCUGACCGAUGUCCUACCAAAGCUGCUGGACUGCCCAGCAGAGACGGUCAAUUUCCAGGCACCACCCCAGAUCCCCUCCUACUCCACCCUGGAGCUGUGUGAGCAUUUCUCACAGGUUACAGCCUACCUGCAGAACUCCGCCCAUGCUGGGAGCUGAGCCUCAUGCCCAGCCUGGGGUCACACCUCUCUCUCUGCCCAUGCCUUACCUACAGAAGGGUGUUGUCUCUCUAACUAUUCUUCACCUGGACCGUUUUGCUUUAUUUUGUUUCUGUGAGUUAUUAUUAUUACCACAUUUCUGCAGCACAGGAAGGGAUUGUAAGCAAAAGCGAUGGAUGAUAACUUAAGUUCUGAAAGGUAAUUGUUUUGUUUGGUUCUGAUGCCCCUCUGUUAUAGAGUUUUAUUUUUUUUCUAAAAGAGGAAAAUGAUUUUUAUUUUCUGAAUGGUUUCGUAUUUGGAGUGUAACUCUCCUGGCCCUGAGGGCUGCCGUGCUGUGAGCUGCUGAGUCAGUCAAUGGCGUUCUGUGGCCUGUUAAUAAGCCAGGGGAAUAAAGUUUUAUU
Molecule: messenger RNA, 4249 nt
Organism: Megalops cyprinoides (Indo-Pacific tarpon)
Lineage: Eukaryota; Metazoa; Chordata; Actinopteri; Elopiformes; Megalopidae
Product: ubiquitin carboxyl-terminal hydrolase 25-like
Exons: 23
Coding region: 727-3849 (1040 amino acids)
Biological process (GO): protein deubiquitination; regulation of protein stability
Cellular component (GO): cytosol; nucleus
Molecular function (GO): protein binding; cysteine-type endopeptidase activity; cysteine-type deubiquitinase activity
Source: RefSeq, a predicted model, not a curated record